Knipowitschia caucasica is the source of this 2388-nucleotide messenger RNA. The record is from the annotation of a GenBank genome assembly. NCBI's taxonomy places the organism in Eukaryota, Metazoa, Chordata, Actinopteri, Gobiiformes, Gobiidae.
AUGACGCCAGAGAGACAAACAGUGCCUCUGCAGAGCGUGGAUGUGCAGGUGGAUGUGAAGGACCAUGUUGCUACGGUGGUCUCAACUCUGCUCUACCAAAAUAAAGAGGAGAAACCCAUCGAGGCCGUGUUUGUCUUUCCCAUGUCCAGUGAGGCUGCCGUCUGCCAUUUCAGUGCCAAAGUUGGACAGACACUUAUUGUGGCUGAGGUGAAGGAGAAGAAACAGGCUCGUGAGGAAUACGAUGAUGCGCUGAGCUCCGGUCAACAGGCCUUUCUAUUGGAGGAGAGUGACCAGAGCCCAGAUAUAUUCUCUAUGAGUGUUGGCAGCCUGCCCCCAGGAGAGAGUGCGUCCAUCCGGCUGGAGUAUGUCACUGAGCUGGAUGUGCAGGCUGAUGACGCGCUGAGGUUUUGUCUUCCAGCGGUUCUCAACCCGCGGUACCAACCUGCAGGAACAGAAGGCAGCAGUGUGAAAGUGACAUCAGUCCCAUCAUCUUCUGUGCCUUAUGAUCUUACCUUCUCUGCCCGAAUGGAGUCACUGCGACCAGUUUCCAAAGUUGAAUCUAGCUGCACCAUGGAGCCAGUCAAUUACCUCAACGAAAAUCACACCAAGGCCUCGGUGAAGCUGGCAGCAGGACAUAAGUUUGACCGAGAUGUGGAGCUGCUCAUUUAUUACUCUGACAGUCACCAACCAUCAGCCGUAGUGGAGGCUGCUCAGGGCUCAGCCAAACCUGGCUCUUUGAUGGGAGACCCAGCGCUUAUGUUGAGCCUGUACCCAGAGUUUCCCAAAGACAUAAUGUCAUCGGUAUCGUCCACUGGAGAGUUUGUGUUUCUGUUGGAUCGAUCUGGAAGCAUGGACUGUAAUAUGAGUAAUAUGGGAACAUCAGUGUCUCGGAUUGCCAGUGCACGGGACACUCUACUGCUGCUGCUCAAGAGUUUACCCAUGGGCUGCUUCUUUAACAUCUACAGUUUUGGAUCCACCUUUGAACAAAUAUUUCCGGAAAGUGUGAAGUAUCGUCAGAAAACAAUGAAGAAAGCUCUGAAAAAAGUGGAAAACAUGAAGGCUAACCUUGGAGGAACAGAGAUCUUGGCACCGUUGAAAUGCAUUUACAGCCAGGCCUGCAUCCCCAACCAGCCGAGACAGUUGUUUGUCUUUACUGAUGGAGAAGUGGGAAACACCAAAGAAGUCACAAACCUGGUCAUGUCUAAUGCAGCCUCUCACAGAUGUUUUUCCUUUGGGAUCGGGGAAGGAGCCAGCACUGCUCUUAUCAAUGGUCUGGCAAAAGAAGGAGGAGGACACGCACAGUUCAUCUUAGGCAACGACAGGAUGCAGCCCAAAGUGAUUCAGUCUUUGCGCUUCGCCAUGCAGCCAGCAGUAGUUGACAUCUCUGUGAACUGGGACCUUCCUAAAGGUGUCUCUGCCACUGUCCUGUCCCCUCCUCUCACAUCCAUUUUCCAGGGACAACGGUCACUGCUCUACGUCCAACUGACUGGAAAGAGCAAAAAGGCAGCUGAGGGUUGUGUGACUGUCAAAUACAGUCUGGCAGGACAUCCCACUGAAAACAAACUCAACUUCAGCCUCCAACCAGUGGAGGACACAGGACUCACACAAGAAAAGGAGGACACCAGUCACAAGAAAGUUGACGCUGCGAAGAAGAAAGUAAUUGACCUCAGUGUUCAAUCUGGAGUCAGCAGUUCUUUCACCGCUUUCAUUGCUGUGAACAAAACCAGUGGAGAGGCCAUUCAAGGUCCCCUGCUGAGAAGAAAUGUCCCUCUUCCAGAGAUGGCCUGGAGCAAGCAUCUGCCCAUGCCUCUGCCCAUGCCUCUGCCCAUGCCCAUGCCUCUGCCCAUGCCUCUGCGCAAUGUCCAAAUGUGUUUCAGUCCUCUUCGUGUAGACUCAAGACCCGCGCCUACUUUCCCGUGCACGCGCCAGGUCAAAGGUGCGGAGGAGAGAGAGAAACCGUUGUCAAUAAUGGAGUUAUCGGAGAGCUCUUUUAUGAGUGGAUCAUCUGGUGAGGAAUAUAUUCCCCCUGCAGCAUCAUCAUCAAGGAGAAGCGCUCCAAAACGAAAACGUGCUUCUACCUCUCAAGCAACAUCUUCACUAAGCAGUAGCGCCCCGAAAAGAAAACGGGCAUCUACCUCUCAAGGCCGUGGAAGGGGUCGGGGGCAAGGCCCGAGGCAUGCUGGAUACGCUGCUGUAAACCUGUAUGAGGAUGAUUUAGCCCGUGUUCAGGAGCUUAUAACACAGAGGCGAAACUUUGAACGUGCACUCAUACAGAAUCUGUCUCCGGAACAAUGUAGGGACGUGCUGACAAAGGCGGUAGAUGGAGACCCAGGUGUUCUUUUCGACAUAAUCACUAACAAUGCACCUCCCGAAAGAAACAUCCACUGA